Molecule: messenger RNA, 1197 nt
Organism: Porites evermanni
Lineage: Eukaryota; Metazoa; Cnidaria; Anthozoa; Scleractinia; Poritidae
Source: the annotation of a GenBank genome assembly
UCGAAUACUUCUGCCAACAAUAUACGCCAACUACAAGGAGUACAGAAUUUCGCUCAUCGCAUAGUUUCUGGGACAAGGAAAUUUGAUCACGUAUCUCCAGCCCUGAAAGACCUGAGAUGGAUACCAGCUAAGUCUCACUUGUAUCUAAGAGACGCCAUCUUGGCCUUUAAAUCUAUGACAGGUCAGGUACCAAACUACCUCAGUUCAAAUUUUAUCUCCAGAGGCAAUAUCAGUGGUCGGACGACCAGAUCAUCUUCCCAGCUUAAUAUACCGCUUUUUAAAACCAAGUCGGGACAGAGAUCUUUUUAUUACAGGACUGUAACAUUGUAGAAUGCGUUAAAACCCCAUUUUAAAUUAAGUGAAUCUCUCAUCAUUUUCAAACGUAAAAUGAAAGCCUUCCUUUUAAAUCAAUUUCUAAUGUCAUAAAUUUAUAUGUAAAUAGUUUCUUAAUAGUUUAUUGAUAAUCAAAUUGUGAUGUCAUAAAUUCUAUAUGUAAAUAGUUUCUUAAUAACUGUUUAUUGACAAUUCUUGACUAUUUUUUUUUUGGUUUGUUUGUUUUUUUUAUUACCUGUGCUACUAAUAUUUGUCUCUGAAAAGCCCCAAUGGGGAGUUGACAAUAAAAUUUGUAUUGUAUUGUAUUGUAGCUAUUGCGCAUGUGCGUUAUUCUGGCCCCUGCCAAGCUCUCGAUUCGUGGCGCUGACCAAAAGGAUCGCCUCUCCGGGUGCGAACAUGAAGCAAGUAUAACCAAUCUUUAAAUAUAAUAAUGUGAAACUACUGCGUUUGCGCCUUAUCUUGCUCACACCAAGAGCUCUGGAUCUGGUCCUCUGGCUAAAAGGAUAUUUGUCGGGAAUAGGACUGCAACAUGUGGCUGAUCAUGGUCUAGUAUAGGCAAAGGGUACCUCCAUACGAAAAAUUCCUAAAGCUACCCCGCCACCCCUCUCUCCCUCUGCUUAGUUUUGUUUUGUUUUGGGUACUUUUUCAAACUACCGGCUCAAAAACGGCGCACUGAACAAUGUUGCGAAUUCAUAUUUUUCUCCAAGUUGUUAUUGUACUGAUUCAGGUCUGCAACUGGGAGAUCCGGAACCACUCAUUGGUUUGUCGCUGUGGACCUGCUGAUAUUUUGUAUAUUUAAUUUGACUAGGGUUUAAACUUGUUAUGGCUAAAAGAGAAAAGACAAACCCAUUACACGUAACUUAA